This is a messenger RNA of Nicotiana tabacum (common tobacco), 649 nucleotides long. RefSeq lists its product as uncharacterized. The record is from RefSeq and is a predicted model, not a curated record. Lineage: Eukaryota; Viridiplantae; Streptophyta; Magnoliopsida; Solanales; Solanaceae.
CACCACUCAAGAGACAAAAGAAAUACUUGAGAGUUAAGUACCAAAGCAAGAAAAAGAUAGAGAUGGAUUGGUUGUAUCCCAAAAGAAGGGGUCCAGAAUGGAAACAAGGUUGGACAAACGAGACACUAGCCUCAGUUUUAGUUCUACCGCUUCCAUUGCUGGCCAUAUUUGCCAUUGUUAUUUUGUUGCUGUCAUUGUCUCAAUACAAUAACUAUAAAGAACAGUUGGAGCAAUCUAGGAUCAAUUUGCAGCUAUUUUUCUAUCUAGUACCAGUCUUCUUGAUCUUCCUCAUGCGUUCAAGCUUGCUAAAUGGGGGAUUCAACUUCUGGGGUCCGUCGCAGCCUCGGCAUAACAACUCCGUUUAUAAAAGAAGCAGAGCAGAAUUUCCAUGGGGUGUCGCAAUCUUGGUGGUGGUGCUUAUAGUACUGGUUUCUUAUCAGUCCUCAUUUCAGUCCAAGUGGUUCCCUUUUAGUGGAUCUGAUUAGUUAUGUCUUCUCCAAGUUUUAGGUCAUAAAUCCCUUUUACAAGUGUUUGAAGGUGUAUCCAGGAUGAAUUUAAGGCGAGUUCUGGGAGUUUAAUGAAACUAUUGUAUACAACCAUUGCGUUGAUUGUAAUCUUUGAGUUGAAGGACCCGUACGUUUUUCCAUGA